Messenger RNA from Cavia porcellus (domestic guinea pig), 4101 nucleotides. It is a transcript of the gene Mynn, whose product is annotated as myoneurin. Gene Ontology annotation, molecular function: protein binding; RNA polymerase II cis-regulatory region sequence-specific DNA binding; DNA-binding transcription factor activity, RNA polymerase II-specific. The transcript has 8 exons. Gene Ontology annotation, cellular component: nucleus. The coding region runs from base 699 to 2531 and encodes 610 amino acids. NCBI's taxonomy places the organism in Eukaryota, Metazoa, Chordata, Mammalia, Rodentia, Caviidae. The record is from RefSeq and is a predicted model, not a curated record. Gene Ontology annotation, biological process: regulation of transcription by RNA polymerase II.
GCGCCCUACCGCUUUGCUCCGCUUUCGUGCGGCUCCGACUUCUAUCACCAGGUAAGGACAUCCUGCAAGCCGAAUUACAGUUAGCUGGCGAAAAACAAAAUCCAGGGGGUCCCAAGAGCCUUAGAGUACGUAAAGGGGGAAAGGGUGAUCGGCAUGAGCUCAAACGUCCCCCAUGACCGACACACAGAGUACACAAAGCAGCGGUUUCCACUGGCGGGGCUCCGAGGAGGAGGAUGACGGGAGAAGAUAAGGAACUACAAGCCCCAGCAUGCAGUGCUGCGUGGCUCCUGCGGAGGCCGGCGGGCCGCGCUGCCCGGUCUCGCUCUGGAACCCGGGCCGACCACUACUGGCUGACUGCCGACUGGAAUGCUCAGCAAGAGGAAGACGGACUCAGCGCUGAGAACGAGUCUUUCGGCCUUGUACCCCUGACGCUUGCAGACUCUAAGCCCUUGGUAUGCUGGGCAGUCGGCGCUUUGAGGGCCAAUUGAUAGGCCCUAGCUGGUACCGGAGCUUCACAACCCUGGCGCUGCCUAUGUUGCCAAGGGAACUCCAAGCCGGACGUGACGCCGCCGUGCAGGAAGAAGGGAGAGGCGGGGCGUGACGCGGUGACGUCCUCCCAAGAUGGCGGAGAGAGAGUGAAGAAACUGUUUUCUCUGGGUAGCUAUCGAUCAAGGGUAAAUUUGCAUCCUCAUAUCAAAAUGCAGUAUUCACACCACUGUGAGCACCUUUUAGAAAGACUGAACAAACAACGAGAAGCAGGUUUUCUUUGUGACUGCACCAUAGUGAUUGGAGAAUUCCAGUUUAAAGCCCAUAGGAAUGUGCUCGCCUCGUUUAGUGAGUAUUUUGGUGCGAUCUACAGAAGCACUUCUGAAAACAAUGUUUUUCUUGAUCAGAGUCAGGUGAAGGCUGAUGGAUUUCAGAAAUUGUUGGAAUUUAUAUACACAGGAACUUUAAAUCUUGACAGUUGGAAUGUUAAAGAAAUUCAUCAAGCUGCUGACUUUCUCAAAGUGGAAGAGGUGGUAACUAAAUGUAAAAUAAAGAUGGAAGAUUUUGCUUUUAUUGCUAAUCCCUCUUCUACAGAGAUAUCUAGUAUUACUGGAAACAUUGAAUUGAAUCAACAGACUUGUCUUCUUACUCUGCGAGAUUAUAACAACCAGGAAAAAUCAGAAGAAUCUACAGAUUUAGUUCAGGCAAAUCCUAAACAAGGAGCUUUAACAAAGAAGUCAUCUCAAAGUAAAAAGAAGAAAAAAGCUUUCAACUCCCAGAAAACAGGGCAGAAUAAAACAGUGCAGUUUCCCAGUGACAUUUUAGAGAAUGCAUCCAUUGAAUUGUUCCUAGAUGCAAAUAAAUUGACCACACCUGUAGUUGAACAAGUUGCACAAAGAAAUGAUAAUUCAGAACUUGAGUUGACAUCAGUUGUGGAGAAUACUUUUCCAGCACAAGAUAUUGCGCAAACUGUUAGAGUGAAACGGAAGCGUGGAAAAUCCCAACCAAACUGUGCCCUGAAAGAACACUCUAUGUCUAAUAUAGCCAGUGUCAGGAGUCCUUAUGAGCUGGAGAACUCUGGGGAAGAGUUGGAUCAGAGGUAUUCCAAGGCCAAGCCCAUGUGUAACACCUGUGGGAAAGUAUUUUCAGAAGCCAGUAGUUUGAGAAGGCACAUGAGAAUACAUAAAGGAGUUAAACCUUAUGUGUGCCACUUGUGUGGGAAAGCAUUUACCCAGUGUAAUCAGCUGAAAACACAUGUAAGAACUCAUACAGGUGAGAGGCCAUACAAAUGUGAAUUAUGUGAUAAAGGAUUUGCUCAGAAAUGUCAGCUUGUCUUCCAUAGUCGCAUGCAUCAUGGUGAGGAAAAACCCUAUAAAUGUGAUGUGUGCAAUUUACAGUUUGCAACUUCUAGCAAUCUCAAGAUUCAUGCAAGGAAGCAUAGUGGAGAGAAGCCAUAUGUUUGUGAUAGAUGUGGACAGAGGUUUGCCCAAGCCAGCACACUGACCUAUCAUGUCCGUAGACAUACAGGAGAAAAGCCUUAUGUAUGUGAUACCUGCGGAAAGGCAUUUGCUGUUUCUAGUUCCCUUAUCACUCAUUCUCGAAAGCAUACAGGUGAAAAACCAUACAUAUGUGGUAUUUGUGGGAAAAGUUUUAUUUCCUCAGGAGAGCUCAACAAACACUUUCGAUCCCAUACAGGAGAAAGACCAUUUAUCUGCGAAUUAUGUGGAAAUUCUUACACAGAUAUUAAAAAUUUAAAGAAGCACAAAACAAAAGUCCAUUCUGGUGCAGAUAAAACUCUAGAGUCUAGUGCAGAGAAUCAUGCUUCGAGUGAACAAGAUUCUAUCCGAAAAAGUCCUUUGUCAGAUACUAUGGAUGUGAAGCCUUCUGAUAUGACUCUACCCCUAGCUCUUCCACUUGGGACUGAGGACCACCACAUGCUUCUUCCUGUCACAGAUAACCAGUCUCCUGCUUCAGAUACAUUGUUGAGGUCAACUGUGAAUGGGUAUUCAGAACCACAGUUGAUUUUUUUACAGCAGUUGUACUGACAUGGUGAGAAACACGGAAUUGCUUAGACAUCUCGGGUAGUGAUACUCAUAUUACAUUUCUGUUUGUUUCGGUUGUGACCAUUACUUUGAUUCACUGAAGUAAAGCGCCAGAUACUGCAUCAUUACUGCAGUGUUUGUUUUUGAUUUUUGGCUUUUAUGUCUAGAACAUACACAUAGCUUUUUAAGAAUGAAUUCUACUACGGCAGCAGUAUUUUGGGUGGAUAAUUUUUAUUCUCUUAUUUAUUUAUUUUCUUUUUUAGGUUAUUUUGAAAGAGUCUCACUCUGUAAUUCAGACUGGCCUUGAACUGACUAUGUAGGCCAGGCUGGCCUUGAACUCUUGGUGAUCCUCCUGCCUCAGCUCCACGUGCUGGGAUUACAGGCAUGUGCCACCAUAUCUGGCACUUUUAUUCUCUUUUAAAACUGCCUUAAUUUCUUUUUCUUUUUUUUUUUUGCCAUUUUAGAGUUGCCCAUCAUUUUCUGAAAUAUAAACUGUCAGUUUGUAUCUUUUUUCACUUAUAGUAUUUUUUUUUCUUCUCUAAAUUUAAGCAACAUCCAUUAUAAUACCAGCCAAGUGUUACUACUUGUGAAUUCCAUAGACCAAUACAUAAAAGUAUGGUGAAAAGAUGAAAUUUCAUAUUUCUGCCUAUGAAAAUUUAGGCAUGAAAAAGAAUCGUACUAUUACUUUACUGUGUUCCAUUAGAAGUAACUUUUCUAAUGAAACUAAAAGCAAAUGUUUUUCUUAAAAACUAGAGAACUGUGUAUACAUUUUUGUUCAUGUAGAACUCAGCAUUCUGGAGAAAACUGGUCAGUGAAGUCAGUAUUUUUGAUUUGAGUUGAGACUGUAUUUUCAAAAUAAACUUUAGAUAGAUAUUUGAUGUUUUUAUCUAGUCAAAAGAGUUUCAAAUUUUGAUUCAGUUUAUAUUAGGUUUGUAGAUUAUUGGAAUGGGGAGUAUAUACCAAGUUUUGAAAAUUUUUGAUAAGCCUCUCAUGCCUAUUAUGCACUUUUAAAAAAUAUUAAAUUAUAAAAACUUUUCUAUAUAUAAAUUCAGUACAUACUAGAAAUCACUUGGCUUCUAAAUUUGAUACAGUAUAUGAAUAGUGAAGAAACUUGCCUCGCAUGUUUGAAGCCCUGGGUUUGAUCCCCGGCACCACAAAAAAACAAAAAAUACUAACUUCAAUUAUAAGUUAACAUUCUGAGUUAACAGAAAACUAGUUUAUUACACAUUUUAUAUUUGAGUUUUCUAUAAACUUCGGGUUUUUAAAUUUUAUAAAUUAAGCCAUGGCUUUUGGUUACUGUAGUUUUACAGUGGUCCUUUUCCUUCCAGGUAAAGGAAAUUUAGCAUUAUUCUGAUAUUUGCUGCCACUUUUCCCCAUCCCAACUUUCAGCAUAUUAAUUUAUUUCACUGCCUGAUCUUUGGUCUUUAAAUUACCAGAUUCACAUAAUCCUUUCCUGUAAUGCUAAUUAAACAUCAUGGUGACACUUCUUAUCUCUGUCAUGCAUUGUUGUGCUUAUUUGUUUUCAGCUUUUAAGCUAUACCUUUAAUAAAGUUAAUGUGUUUAUUGACACUGA